This is a messenger RNA of Argiope bruennichi, 8358 nucleotides long. RefSeq names its product afadin-like (gene cno). The transcript is spliced from 31 exons. Gene Ontology annotation, molecular function: protein binding. Lineage: Eukaryota; Metazoa; Arthropoda; Arachnida; Araneae; Araneidae. Bases 156 to 6449 code for a protein of 2097 amino acids. Gene Ontology annotation, biological process: signal transduction. The record is from RefSeq and is a predicted model, not a curated record.
UGUUGUAAUGUUUGCGCCGUAAAUAAGUGUUAUGUUCGGUUGUGUGCGUGUGUACGUAAAGUGUCCUUAUAAAUCUAUGUGUGAAAAACUGCCUUAUUGCCUUGGAUUGAAGCCGUCCUAUAAAUACUAAUUUUGUAAAGGAAUUAAAUAUCAAAAUGGCCAACGAUCGUGAAAGAAAAGCUCAAGAACGAGAAAAGUUGAAGAAUAUAAUCGAUCAAUGGAACGCUAACCGAUUGGAUAUAUUUUGGCUGUCGGAACCGAAUGAGGAUUUGGAGUUCCAUGGAGCUAUGCGAUUUUAUUUUCAAGAUGCUGGUCAAAAAGUAGCUACUAAAUGCAUCAGAGUUUCCAGUACAGCUACCACAACGGAUGUCAUCGAAACUCUGAUUGAAAAAUUCCGUCCUGACAUCAGAAUGUUAUCUAUUCCUGAAUAUGCCUUGUACGAAAUACAUGAAAACGGAGAAGAGAGGAAGCUAAAAGGUGAAGAAAGACCUUUGUUAGUGCAGCUGGAUUGGCAUAAAGAUGACCGAGAAGGCCGCUUUCUGCUGAGGAGAAUGGAUGAAAAAUCUUACAUAUCUAGCAUGGAUGCUUGUGAUAAUGAAAACUUCAAGAGGAAACUUUCAAAAAGAGAAAAGAAAGAGAAGAAGAAAAGGGAAAAGCGUGAACGAUUAAAAGCUGCAGAAGAAAGUAAAAAAGAUGGCAUUGCUGAACGCUUAUAUUCAGAAUUGCCAGAAACAAGUUUCACUCGAUCUAUAUCAAACCCUGAAGCUGUGAUGCGGCGUAGGCGUCAACAAAUCCUUGAAAAGAAAUUACAACAAUUUUGCCAAGAAGGUGGAUCUGAUGCUGGAGGAACACUCAGAAUAUUUGGUGAAGCUUUAAAUAAAGAUGUCCCUUAUAAAACUUUACUUUUGUCAACUCGAGACACAGCAUCAUAUGUAGUGAAAGAAAUACUCAACAAAUAUGGAUAUGACAAAGAAGAUCCAGUACAGUACUGUCUUGUGCAGACUAUAGUUUCUCAUCAUAGUCAGUCAGAUGGUCCUGAUUUCCAAACAAAUGGUGGUAUUAGAGAAUAUAUAUUAGAUGAUGAUGACUGUCCUUUAAUGAUCCAGCAACAACAUAAUAGAAAUAGAGGUGCUUUAUCAUUUCAUGUCAGGAGACGUCCUGCUGAUUAUCAACCUAGGAAGCGGAAAAAAAAGGCAAAACCAACUAAAGAUGAUAUGGGUUACAGAUCUGAUGAUGGCAAUGAAAAAUUGCCAUACUUGUUGGAAUUAAAUCCAGAUGGAAGUGAAAGUCAUGGACCUCCUAAAAAACAUAGACUUUAUCUAAAUGUUACUGAAGUUGGAAGUGAGCGAAGCAGUUCGAUAGGUGGGCAAUAUUUGCAGUUGUUUGGACCCAACGUUCAGCCUCGACAUUGUGUCAUUGCUCAUACUCAAGGAAUUGUAACGGUAACCCCUAGCAGCAGAGAUGCUGAAACAUAUGUAAACAACAUGAGGAUAUAUGAAACUACUAUAUUGCAAAAUGGAAUGGUUGUACGAUUUGGAAAACUCCAUACUUUUAGAUUUGUAGAUCCUUUACAUGAUCAGAAGCAUGGGAUGUUGCCUGAUCCCCGUCAACACCCAGAGUUUAUAGAAAGAAGUCGAAGAGAAGACCAGUUGUCUCUUCACCAUCAUGGCAGCUAUGAAACUACAUUUGAUGCUGAUGGCAAUGUUGAAACUGUUUCUACACAUUCCAGGGAUGAACGUCUUUCAAAGAAGUCAGAUGAUGCUCUUUCCCAUAGGUCUUUGGGAAGGGAAAGCACUCAUGGCCGAGGCAGCUGUGAUAGGUUUGAACAAAAGAGGGGAAAUGAUCCUAUACUCCCAGCUGUUCUGGAGUUUUGGGAAGAUGGUGAAGAAGCAUUUUUGAAUGCUGCAAUAACACAGCUAGAUCCUAGUCAAGUCCAAUUCAAAUUAUCUCCUACAUAUGCUCUUUAUAUGGCAGCUCGAUAUCGUGCAUCUACUCAUUUUAGGCCGGAAACCACUCCUAAUGAUAGAGCUCACAGAUUAACUGCACUUAUGAAUAAUGUAGCUGCAGUUAUGCAUCAAGUAAUUCAAGAUAGAUAUCGUGAUGCAUCAGCAUUAGCAUUUUGGCUUGCAAAUACUUCAGAGCUACUACAUUUUCUGAAGCAAGAUAGGCACUUGAGUGCUUAUACCCUUGAUGCUCAAGACCUACUGGCUGAAAGUGUGCAAUUAGCGUUUCGAAGUCUAGUAACUUGCCUGCAAGUUGAACUUCAAGAUGCUAUGCCUGCCUUUUUAGAGGACCGAGAUGAUAUCAAUGAAGAGGAAGGCACAACUGCUGAUGUUUUGGCUGUCCUUGCUUCUGCUAUGUCCUUGUUACGGCGUUGUCGUGUCAAUGCAGCUUUAACUAUACAGAUGUUUUCUCAGUUGUUUCAUUUCAUUAAUAUGUGGCUGUUUAACAAAGUUGUGUGUGAGACGAGAACUAAUCUCUGUACUAGAGUUUGGGGUGCCAGAUUAAAACGCCGACUUGGUCGGGUUGAAGCCUGGGCAGAGAAACAAGGUUUAGAACUUGCAGCUGAUUGCCACCUUAGCCGUAUUGUACAGGCUGCUCACUUACUGCAAGCUCCCAAAAGUAAUUCUGAAGAUCUUGCUUCAAUAAGUUCUCUUUGUUUCAAGCUGAACUCCUUACAACUACAGACACUUCUUGAAAGGUACCAGCCAGCAGAAGAUGAACCUCACAUUCCUCGUGAACUUAUUGAAAGUGUCGUGAAGGUUGCAGAAAACACAGCUGAUGAACAAGCCAGGAGUGAAGGACGAGAAAUAAAACUGGAAGAAGAUUCUGAUUUGCAGCUACCUUUCUUGUUGCCAGAAGAUGGAUAUUCUUGUGAUAUUGUAAGGGGUGUUCCUGCUGGCCUCCAAGAAUUUUUGCAGCCUCUUAUUCAAGCAGGUUACUGCCGUUUAACCAUUCAACCUACAUCCUCUGGUUAUUGGACUAUAUAUAUGUCUGAUCAAGAUAUUGGAAGAAUGCCAUCUGGGGGUCGUAGCCCUAGUGUCCAUAGUCAUGUUGAUGACAAUAGCAGUUGGAAACAUCAUGAACCUGAGGUAGCUACUAUCCGUCUACAGAAGAGCAAUAAUGGAAUAGGUUUGAGCAUAGUUGCAGCAGGGGGUGCUGAUCAUGAUAAAUUGGGAAUCUACAUCAAAUCUGUUGUGAAAGGAGGAGCAGCUGAUUUGGAUGGGAGAUUGCAAGCUGGUGAUCAGUUAUUGAAAGUGGAUGGCCAUUCUUUAGUUGGUGUAAACCAAGAGAAAGCUGCAGAAUUAAUGACACGUACUGGACCUGUUGUUACACUGGAAGUAGCCAAACAAGCAGCAAUUUAUAAUGGUUUAUCAGACUUGUUAAGUAAACCUUCACCAACAAUUCAAAGAGGACCACGAAGAAUGAGUGAACGAGACAUUCCAUCUAGAGUCAUGCAUGAAAAUAGACCUGACAGUAGAUUACCUACAGGACCUGGUCAGAUGAUGCCUCCUCGCAUGCAGGGAAGCAAAAGUGUUCCUUCAUUAAACAGUAAUCAUGAUGCGGAACCAGCCCGAGUCCAUGCCAAUGGCAGCAUCCGCUCCCAUGAAGUUUACAAUCCUGCUUAUAGCAGAACGUCUUCCACAGCCUCAAUACCUAAAGCUAGUGAUUAUCCUGAUCAACACUCCAGAUCAAAAUCUGCAAAUAAUCUUCGCCAAGAAAUGCCAGUGGAUCCUAGAAUGCAGUAUGGGAAUCCACCAGAUGAUCCAAAUCCACCACCUUAUCCAGGACCACCAGAGGGCAAUAGAGUUGUGCCUAAUCCUCAUGUACCGCAUUCUCAGCCAAGCAUGCAUCCGCCACCUCAAGUGCCAUCCAUGCCGCCUUCUGCUAUACAGGAAGAGAGGCAUUAUCAAAAUAUAAGUGUAUAUCAACAGCCACCGCCUCCUCAACAAAUGACAGCUCAGCAGCCAAAUCCAUACCCACAACAUCCCAGGUCAGUUGCUCAAGCUCACCCACAGCAUCCACCUAGGAUGCUACAUGGAUCUCAAUCAUCCCUCAGCAGACCUGAUCCUCAGGGACUACAAUCUCCUGUUGAUCGCUCACGUCCUUUGUCCACUUUAGUAUCCCCACGGGAACAGGAGCAGUAUGCCAACUCUAUGGGUUAUCCUCAUCCUAAUGUGGGUCCACCAAGAUCGCCCAAAGGUUCUCAACAUGGCUCUGUUGACUCUCAUUAUGGUCCUCAAGGUUAUCCUCCUCCUAGGCCACUACAUGAUCAGAGGGAUUUCCGCAGUGCUGAUCCAUUACGGCCUCCAGAAGCUGAUAUGAGACCCUAUCCAGAUGCUGUACCCCACCCUGACAUGAAUAACAAACCUUAUCCAGUGAAUUCUCAUGAAUACAAUAUGAUGCACAUGGACCCUCGCCAAAGAGAUAUUUUAAGGCAGGAGGCCAAGAUGGAGGAAAUGCGGGAAGAAGUUCGUCGACGGGAGGAUCGUGAAAGACUCAUGUUACAACAGCAGCAGCAACAUCAUCCGAUGGGGAGAGGAACAACAUGGUCGCUUCCUAGGGGUCCUGCACCUGCUGCUAGACCACCACAUGAUUAUCAUCAUGGUCAGCAAAUGACUGGACACAUGCAUCCACCCUAUCCCGGCGGUCCACCUGCACCAGCUCCUAAACCUCGUCCUCAGUUAUACAAUAAUCCAGGCAUGGAAAGACUCCCUCGACCGGCUGGUUAUAUGCCUCCACUUGAGAAUUCACUUCCCUAUGAUGGGAAUGUUAUGCAUCCUCAACAUCCACCACCAAAUACCAAUCCUAGAAUGCAACACCAACCUCCUCCUGUUGUUAGUUAUCGCUAUGGUCCAUCAGGAUAUCCACCUCGAGGGGAAGAAGGCAUGGAGCAAAAGGUCACUCGACCACAGUUGAUGCCAGAUCCAAGAAUAGCUACACUUCCAGCUAAGCCUUCUAAUAUGAGCCAAAGCUCUCGUAUUGCUUACGAAGCCCAACAGCAUGUUUCAGGCCAUGAUAAAAAAGAAACUUCAAGCCUCCUGAGUCCUUCACCAUGGGAGAGAGAAGAAAAAGAGAAAAUAUCCAAUGUUGUAUCAGGCAACUUUUAUUAUGCUACUCAUGUUCUUUUACAUAAACAAAAACAGGAAGAAGCAAGACGUGCUCGAGAUGAAGAAAUUCGUGAACUGGAAAGUAGACCUCAUCUCACUCCUCAGCAAGAGGAUCGUUUGAGAGCUUUAAGACUUGAACAGGAGUUCCAAAGGCGUGCUGAAGAAUUACAUGGAGAGGAAGAUGAUGACGAUGAUGAAGAUUUAUUGGACCGUGCUGAAACUCGAGAGCGAAAAUUAAAAAUGCAGGAAGAUCUGGAACGAGCUCGCCUGCGCCGUUUGGAAUGGGAUGUGCAACAAAGCCAAACACAAAUGAAAAUGCAACCACCACCACCACAACAGCAAAUGAGCCACAAUGAUGAAUGGAAGAGACAACAACAAACACUAGAGGAACAAGAAGGAAGAUUAAGGCAAUUGCGCUUAGAAGAAAAUCAAAGGAAAAGAGAAUUGGAGGUUGCCAAAAGUGCUGAAGAAAAACUUUUAAGGGAAGCUAGACGUCGGCAGGAUGAAUUCAAGACACCUAAUAGUAUUCCAAACAGACCUAGCCAACCUCCUAUGAAUCAUCAGAUGAUACCGAACAGCCAGCCACACAUUCCCAAUCAUCAACCUAUACCUAAUUAUAAUAUGGAGAAAGUAAACCAGACUGAUAACUCUAAUCACCAAGAUGUUCCACCACCCUUGCCAACAUCACCACCCCCUAUAGAACCCAGUUACCAAUCAGUCUACAGUCAGAAACCUGCUUCCAUGCGGAAUCAAAGACUGAAUGACUCGCAUCUCAGUCAACAGAACUCUAGUGGGGGUUACGAGAAACAGCUGGAACCUCCUGCUCCUCCAGCUCGAAAAUCCUCCUAUGAAAUCACUAAUCAAAUGACUUCAAUGGGCCCAGGUAAUCGCUAUGUUCCAUCAUCUAUGCGAAACUGUGACAAUGGAGCCCCUCAUUAUCCCAAAAAGGUUUCCUUCCAUGAUUCCCCCAUGGAAAACGAUUGUGAUUCAAAUGGCAACCACAAUGUCGAUACUGGCAGCUCACAGUCAUAUACUCUCGAUGAUAUCAAUGAGGUACUUGCAACACCUCACAACAGUCAGAACCUAAACACUUAUAAUGCUGGCAAUACUCCUGGGGUAAUAGGCUCCCAGGAAGUUUAUCGAGAUCCAAGGCAGCGCAUUGAAGCUGAAAGGACUUUACAAGUUACCCACACUAAAAACCCAGGGCCAGAGAAAUUGACAUUCAAAGAAAAAAUGAAAAUGUUUGCGCAAGAAGUUGGAGAACAGGAGUCCCCAAAGGACAAAAUGAAGAUAUCUAGAGCUCAAAGAGAGAUAGAGACCAAUUUGAAUGGAAGUUGAACGUCGGACACAAUUGCUGCUCAUGAUGUCUACUUAUUCAUUUAUAUCAUAAUGCACAAGUCUUGCCAGAGAUUUGUCUCCACAAAAGAAGUGUUCCCGUUUUAGAAGCAUCUUUUAAUAGGCAGUUAUUGUUGUUUUAUAAUGAAUAAUGUCCAUAUGAUUUGGAAUGAGAAAAUUUAUUAGUGUUUAUAUGGAUUAAAUGUGUAUAUUCAAAGUUUAUAAUGCCUCUGUAAAGUUUUUUAAGAAGAUUUUUCUGGAUAUUUAUAUAGCUUUUUAUUUGUAGUUGUGAAUAUUUGAUUUGUGUAAGCCUUUACUUUUGUAUUUAAGACCAAUUUUAUUGCAAUAUUUGUCAUUGUCAUUUUUUUGCUAGCAGUAUUAAUUCCAGGUUUGUAUUCAGAUUAACUUUUUUAUAUUGUAGCUGUUUUGCUUCUGCAUUGCUGUAAUUUGUGUAUAGAAAAUUAUUUUUCACUCGUAUCUUUUCAAAAAUUAAGGAUAAAAUGUUUUAGUUGCUUUUAUAUAAUUAUUUUAGAAUAAAAUUCUUGUACAAAUGUUUUUCUUUUAUUAUAAUAUGCUAAAAAUAGAAACUUUCUAGUAAAUAGUACUGUAACAAUCCAAAAAUUAUAUUUAAGAAUUUCAUUUUAAUGGACAAAAUGCUUAAAAGCAGUAGAAAAUGGCUUCAUUUUUCAACUGAAAAAUAUUAGUAAGGGCCUUAAAAUAAAAUCAAAAUAUAUUGUUAAAAAUUCAUAUUGUUUUGCAAUUUUUAUUGCAUUUCUUUUCUUGUUGAUUAUCAUUGUGUCAAGGCAAUGCAUUUUAAGAAUUACUUCAUGGAAACAUUUUAUUUUAUCAGUGCUUGCAAGUUUAAUUUUAUAUUCUUUUUAUAUGAAAAGAAGCAUUCUUAAAUUAUAUUUUCUUAUGUUUUUUUAACCUAAAAGUCAUUUUUUAUACAUGAAUUGAAAGCGAUUAAUUAGUAUUGUUGUAAUAUUUUCUUUUAAAUUUUAAAAAUAUAUAUUAAAGAGUCAAAUGUAUUUUUACAUUUGUUAGAAGUGAAAUUUAAGUCGUAUAUUCAUAAUUUGCUAGCAAAAUAUACUACCAGAAGAGCUGCAUUGGUACUCAGUAUUCCAAUAAUAAUCAAAAGAGCUCUUAAGAAAUAUAUCUAUGCAGUUAUAAAAUUAAAAAUUUUCUAUUUUAAAAUAGUUGUAAGUAAAGUAUUUAAGAGUUAAAUGUUUGAAAUAUUAGCUAAUAAGUGAUAGCAUAUAUGUUAGCUAAUCUUCAGAUUUUUAUCUUUCUAUAAGACAUUUAUAUAAUUACAGGAUGUAUUUUUAUUUUUUAAAUUAUAAUUUUUAUUCCUUGCACAUAAUGCAUUUUGAAAUCAGGAAAUUCAUAAUACAUCCUACAUAAAUCUAUAAAUUUAAAGAAAAAAUAAUUUUUAGAAACAGUACUUUAAUUAUUAAGUAGUAUUAUCAAAACUUAUAGAUUCAAUUAUAAUUGAUUCUUAUAAACUAGCAUCAUUCCUCUUUUCUCUUAUAAUUUCUUAAUCACUUGUGCCUAUAAAAACUUUAAAUUUAUCUAGAACUCAUGAGUAUCUUAAAUCAUAUUGGUGGAAUCAUUUUCAAUUUAUCAUAACAUAUCACUUUUGUGCAUUCUAAGAAUAUGAAAUAUUUUUUGCAUAGAGUGCCUUCAUUGUGAAAUGAAACCUUCUUCGUGAUUGUUUAGAAUCCGUCCUUUUAACUUUAGCAGCUGUUUUCUUAUGAUUAUAUGAAAUGCUUUUAUGUAAUAUUUCUUUUACAAAUUGCUGGCCCAUUUCUAUUUCAGGAUGUAGUUUCCAUGUCAGAUUUAUAUCUGUAACAUAAUAUAAUCAUAAGCAUUAUAAAUAUUUGUAGUUGUAAUAUAAUAAAUGUGUACAUUUUCA